Annulohypoxylon truncatum is the source of this 3127-nucleotide messenger RNA. RefSeq names its product glycogen synthase. Gene Ontology annotation, biological process: glycogen biosynthetic process. The coding region runs from base 395 to 2524 and encodes 709 amino acids. Gene Ontology annotation, cellular component: cytoplasm. NCBI's taxonomy places the organism in Eukaryota, Fungi, Ascomycota, Sordariomycetes, Xylariales, Hypoxylaceae. The record is from RefSeq and is a predicted model, not a curated record. The transcript is spliced from 5 exons. Gene Ontology annotation, molecular function: alpha-1,4-glucan glucosyltransferase (UDP-glucose donor) activity.
UGUUUGGGUUUAUUCGACGAUAGGUAAGUCAGCCAGACCAUCCAAUCAUUCAACUAUCUCAUCCCAUUCUGCCCGUUACAUUUUGAGUGGGGAGCUUCUAUAGGUACAUUAGCUACCUAGGUAUCUUCAAGAUUUUAGGUAUCCUUAUAUACGCUUCCGAUGUUGGGAGACUUAUACGCCCAAGACCUGAACACUUUUUUUUCCCCAUCUCUCCCUCUCUCCCUCAUCUCCCCUUAUAAAAUCCCGUCGAAGGAAGAUCCCUAUCGACUUGUUGUCGAUUUCUUUCAUAUAGCUAACUCAUCAUAUUUACUUGACAUAGCUAGAAUAUUGGCCCUUCUCUACUUUCCUCCCUUUCGUCUCUUUCCUAUUGACUUCACUCCGACGAUCAUCGCAAAUGGCUUCCGAAAAUGGGGAGAGAGCUCCUCGAGAAGUGAAGAACCAUAUUCUCUUUGAGGUUGCGACUGAGGUGGCACACCGCGUUGGUGGUAUCUACUCUGUCAUCAAGUCAAAGGCUCCCGUCACUACCGCUGAAUAUGGAGAGCGCUACACUCUCAUUGGUCCUCUCAAUCACCAAUCUGCGGCUGUUGAAGUCGAAGAACUCGAACCGACUACCCCCGAACUCGCCAAGAGUAUCGAUGCUAUGAAGAAUCGGGGUAUCGGUAUACUUUACGGAAGAUGGCUCAUUGAGGGAGCUCCUAGAGUACUGCUUAUCGAUACAAAGACUGCAUACAAGUAUCUGGAUGAGUGGAAAGCAGACUUAUGGAACGUUGCUAGUAUCCCGUCUCCGCCAGGCGAUGAUGAAACAAACGAGGCCAUCGUCUUUGGAUACCUGGUCGCAUGGUUUCUAGGAGAGUUUGUCUGCCAUGAGAAGAACAAAGCUGUUAUUGCUCAUUUCCACGAAUGGCUUGCUGGUGUAGCCCUACCUUUGACCAAGAAGAGGCGCAUAGAUGUCACUACCGUCUUCACUACGCACGCAACCCUCUUAGGCCGCUACCUAUGCGCUGGUUCUGUUGAUUUUUACAACAAUCUGCAAUGGUUUGACGUUGACGCUGAAGCCGGAAAGCGUGGGAUCUACCACCGCUACUGCAUAGAACGUGCUGCCACUCACUCUUGCGAUGUUUUUACGACUGUCUCUCACAUCACAGCCUUCGAAAGCGAACACUUACUUAAACGCAAGCCAGAUGGCGUCCUGCCGAACGGGCUUAACGUCACCAAGUUCUCCGCGAUACACGAGUUCCAGAAUCUGCAUCAACAAUCUAAGGAGAAGAUCCACGAUUUCGUCCGUGGACAUUUUUACGGGCACUAUGAUUUCGUCCCCGAAGACACCGUUUACUUCUUUACGGCCGGACGUUACGAGUUCCGGAAUAAAGGUGUCGAUAUGUUUAUCGAGUCUCUUGCUCGUCUCAACCACAGGUUAAAGAGUGCCGGGAGCAAAACCACCGUCGUGGCAUUUAUUAUCAUGCCCGCGCAAACGACGUCGCUGACGGUGGAAGCUCUUAAAGGCCAGGCGGUCAUCAAAUCGCUUCGCGACACGAUUGAGGUGAUUGAGCGGGGGAUAGGUCGUCGUGUCUUCGAGCGGUCACUAAAGUGGCAUGACGGGGAUCCGAUGCCGGACGAAAAGGAACUAAUUACGAGCGCUGACAGAGUUGUCUUGCGCCGCCGCCUCUUUGCCAUGAAAAGGCAUGGUCUCCCUCCUAUUGUUACACACAAUAUGAUCAAUGACCAGGACGACCCUAUUCUUAACCAAAUCCGUCGAGUGCAGCUCUUCAACCACCCUACGGAUCGCGUUAAGAUCAUUUUCCACCCCGAAUUCCUGAACUCGUCGAAUCCGAUCCUGCCUUUAGAUUACGACGACUUUGUGCGCGGCACAAACCUGGGCGUGUUCGCCUCUUACUACGAACCGUGGGGUUACACGCCUGCUGAGUGUACAGUCAUGGGUGUUCCAAGCAUCACCACCAACCUGUCUGGCUUUGGCUGCUAUAUGGAGGAAUUGAUUGAGAAUUCGGCCGACUAUGGCAUCUACAUCGUUGACCGACGAAACAAAGGUGUCGAUGACUCGGUCAACCAGCUAACCUCCCAUAUGUUUGAGUUCUGCCAGAAAAGCCGGCGUCAACGAAUCAAUCAGCGAAAUCGGACUGAGAGACUUAGUGACCUGCUAGAUUGGAAGAGGAUGGGUAUGGAAUACGUCAAAGCUCGACAAUUAGCUCUGCGGCGGGCGUACCCGACCUCAUUUUCUGGUGAUGAGGAGGACGACUUCAUACCGGGUGUUGAGCAGAAGAUCUCCCGACCCUUCUCAGUCCCAGGCUCCCCUCGCGACCGUACUGGCAUGAUGACUCCUGGAGACUUCGCAAGCCUGCAAGAGGGGAGAGAAGGACUGAGCACGGAAGAUUAUGUGGCAUGGAAGCUACCAGAAGAGGAAGAUCCCGAGGAAUAUCCGUUUCCCCUAACGCUACGAACGAAGAAAGCAAAUUUCUCCGGGCCGGCAUCUCCUCUCGACGGCGUCCAAAUCAACGGGACUCAGUAGGGAUAGACGACUAUCGUUUAUUUCUCGGUGAUGCAGGUUAGAAAAAGUGUGUAGGUAGCUCGAGUGAUGGGAAAGCUGGUAAGGUCCGAUGGAGUCGCGCUUUGACGAUAUGGACCUAGUUGUGAUGGGCACAAGCGAGGGUAGUAGUUGCAUAGGUAUAUAUCAUCUUGGUUUAGGGGUCGUCCGGCAACACGGAAAAAACCAGGGGUUUUUCGUUCUACGUUGAUCGCAUAGCAACGCAUUAGCUGGCAGUUAUUAACAUUUUAUACUUUUCUAAGUUCGCCUCCUUACGAACACUACCAUUGUAAUAUGUAUCUCAGCUAUGAAUAUAUGUAUAAUAGACGCGCAUGUUUCAUGUUAACAUCAAGAGUUGGGCUACUAGGUCCUAAGUAGACAAAUAGGGGCGGGGGAGGGUGUCGUAGUGUGUCGAGGCGGCUAUUAAUAAUUGAAGGCAUUGCAAUCAAUAUGUACUUACAUUAGGUAGGUACCUAUAUUAGGUAUGUACGUAUGUACAUACAUACCUACGUAGGUACACAAGUACGUUAGUUGGUGGGUAAGCUCAAACGAUUGGGUCAAAUGCAAUACCAAGAUAUUAUAUUUUCA